GCUGCCGAAAUGUUAUCAUUAUUGACAUUUUGUUUCAACAGAUGAAAAAGUAGACAUUGAUCCAUGCUCUCGUGAUGUUUUCAGCUGUUUCAUCUGUAACUUCAAGACAACGCUAGUUGAGGUUUUUUGUGACCACCAGAUGGCAGCAUGAGGAAAUUCAGCUUCCUGUCUCCCUCGCAGUCCCUGAAGUGGCUCUGUCUUAUAAUUGUUACAUUCCUGGUGUUGGAGUUACUCCUCUUUAACUGUUUCAUAUUCUAUGGCUUGGGAGUAAUACACAGAACGUUUGGUCCUCUGCUUAAUAUCGGUGAUGUGGACUGGAAAGAGGAUAUGAAACAAGCCCGAUGGGUCCGGGAACUAGUUUACAGGGGCAAGGCGGGGGGAUUUGUCUCCCUUUUACAGGAUACUGUGGAGAGGGUAUACAUGAUAGAGGAUGGAGGAUCCGAGGGGAGGAAAAUAAAAACAUUUGGAUUAGACGUAUCUCAUUCUGGGGAAUUUCUGUACAUUUAUAAGCACAUCCUAGCUAGGAGACAUUUUCCAUAUGCCCGAUUAGUGGUAGACAUUGGUGCAAAUGAUGGGCUUCUAUCUAGCAACUCAUUUAACUUCAUUCAGAUGGGCUGGUCAGGGUUAUUAGUGGAGCCCCAAGCCUCGCAGGCUGAAAUGGCUGCCAAAAAUGUUGUCAGGUAUGUGAAUCCUUAUCGUGAGAACAAUCAAACAGUAAAAGUCAUAAAAAACGUCAUCAGCAACAAGUCUGGAGUUGUCUCCUUCCUGCGGCGGUCAGACGUGGUGGACAUGGAGGGCCACAUCGCGGCGGAGGAGGAAUAUUACCCAGACAACCCUCCCGAGGGCGAUAUAAUCCAGGUGGUCAGUAUCACUGUCCGACGGUUCACCUCCAAGUAUAACGUCCCUAAGUACUUUGGUGUGUUGUCCAUUGAUGCAGAGGGCACUGGAAACCAGAUCUUACAUUCUUUUAUUGACCUGGGAUUCCGUCCGGGAUACAUUAUUUAUGAAGAUCUGCAUGAAAGAGCAUUUGAACUCCCAGAUGUGACAGAGAAAUAUCUGAACGAGAAUGGCUACCGCUUACUCUCAAGACGAGGCUGGAAUCUUAUAUUCUGUCAUCAGGCAAGAAAGUGAUGCAUGCCAUUUAAAGUUAUGUUCUAUUCAUUUGUUUUAAGGAAAUAGGUUGUAGUUAAUAGGAGAUAAAGGUUUUAUAUAGGGAUGUAUUAAUAGGGAAAAAUCAUAUAUAAGAAAAAAUAUGCUGAUGAACAGCAUGGCCAAAGUUGCUCAGGUGAGUGUAGUGG
Messenger RNA from Saccostrea cuccullata (small rock oyster), 1298 nucleotides. RefSeq lists its product as uncharacterized. The transcript is spliced from 4 exons. NCBI's taxonomy places the organism in Eukaryota, Metazoa, Mollusca, Bivalvia, Ostreida, Ostreidae. The coding region runs from base 148 to 1131 and encodes 327 amino acids. The record is from RefSeq and is a predicted model, not a curated record.